GUCUCCGCUGCGGCCUGGUGCUGAGUUCGGGUUUCGCUGUUUUCUGUUUGCAGCUUAGCCUUCGCCGUAAAUAAAACAUUUUAUUGGACAUCAGACCGUCUGGACCGGCUGUACCGAACCGCUGCUCGCAGGCCACACACCAUCAGGGUCCACUGGUACUGACUGCCAUCAGGGUCCACUGGUACUGACUGCCAUCAGGGUCCACUGGUGACUAUGGAGCCUCCUGGACAGCAGCUCUGCGUUCUCCUGCUGGGGGACGGAGGUGAGGAGGUGAGGCAGAGGGAGGUGGGCUGCCAGUGGGAGAGUCCUGAGGAGGACCACGUGAGGAGGCGGGAGGUGGGCUGUCAGAGCGACCGGGCCGAGAGGAGGGACGCUGGCGUCCAGGUGGACCUGCUGACUCAGCAGCUCAGCUGGAGACACUCAGGCUCGUCUACGAUGCUGCUACAGUGCUUCGCAGUCAGACCUGAUGGACCAGACGGGGGCGCUCUGCUCCAGCACUGCAACACCAGCCAAACCAGAACCAGAACCGUCCGACCUGCUGUAAAACCCUCCACAAAACCCAGCCAGACUAGGACUCGGACCCAGAGGAGACCACCCCGGCAGGGCUCCAACGCCACCAAACGAAGCCGCCGGCGCCGCUGUGAGUCACCGGACCCUGAUGUCCAACAGGAGGAGGAGCAGGAAGUGGUCACGGUGGAGGAGGAUUCAGAGGAUCCCACCUGGACUCCGCCUGAAGGAGAUGUCGAGUCGACUCCCUUGGCUCUCGGAGGCCUGCAGCUGGACUCGGAAUCCCAGCAUGCACCUCUUUCUGCGGUGAAGCUCGAGCCUGACAGCACCGUGUGCGACAUUUGUGGUAAAGUGAUGAAGAACAAGUCAAGCCUGGCCCGACACUCCUUCAUCCACACGGGAAAGAAGCCGUUCGCCUGCCACCUCUGCGACCUGCGCUUCAACCGCCGCGACAACCUGCAGCACCACCUGAACCGGCUGCACCCCAACGGCGUGGCCAAGCUGGAGAAGCAGCGCGAGGUUCAGGCUUGGCUGUGCGCCAUCUGCGGUAAAACUUUCAGCUGCAGAUCGAGGCUGAAGACGCACGAGGUCAUCCACUCAGGCACCAAACCGCACCGCUGCGACCUCUGCCCCAAAGCCUACAUGAGGACCAACGACCUGGAACACCACAAGAAGAUCGUCCACGUGGACGGCACCGCGGAGCCUCAGCGGCCAAACUCGCUGCUCUGUGACUUCUGUGGCAAAGAGUUUAAAUGCAGGUCACAGCUCGCCAUCCACUUCCAGACCCACACUGGGGAGCGGCCGCACCUCUGCGACAUCUGCGGACGCAAGUUUGGCCGUCAGUACCAGCUCAAACGCCACAAGAUCCUGCUUCACGCCAACCAAGUAAACGGUAAAGAGGACCUGCCGCCUGAUGCACUUUUCGCCUGCAGCGUCUGUGGGAAGCGGCUGAAGUCUGAGGCGCUGCUCGCCGCUCACUCCCGCAUCCACACGGGUGACAAGCCGCACCGCUGCGGCAUCUGUCUGCGCAGCUUCCAGCGCGCCACUUGCCUGAAGCAGCACCACGUCCGUGUACACCUGAAGGUCAAAGUCAGCAACACGCCGCAUGCGGCCGCACGCAAGAAGAGCACUGCAGCAGCGAAGGUGUUCCCCUGUUCCAUCUGCAGCAAGGUCUUCAAAUUCAGGUCUCUGCUGGCGAGCCACUCCAUGAUUCACAGCGAGAUCCGACCCUUCACCUGCGACUUCUGCAGCCGCAGCUUCCGGCGCCUCAGCCACCUGAAGAGGCACCGCGAGGUGGUCCACGCCAACGGAGCGCGCCUGCCUCAGAGCUUCAUCUGCCACAUCUGCGGCAAAGACAAGAAGUGCCGCUCGCAGCUCGCCAGACACGUCAUCAUCCACACCGGGGAGCGACCGUUCGCCUGCGACCUCUGCACCGCCCGCUUCAACCGCCAGGGCAAUCUGCAGCAGCACAGGAGGCGCAUGCAUGGCGUCGAAAAGCCGCUGGACGAGGACGCCCCUCCUGUUUUGUUUGAUGACGACAUGGCAGCUGCUCUGACGUACAAGCAGGAGGAGACGGUGGUGGCCGUGGACGCCUCGGCCACGCCGCUCGGCGCCGCAGCAAGCCAACAGAUGGACGGCGAGCAGCAGCUGGACGCGACCUGAAGGCAGAGCUGACUGAAGAUGCACGGUGUCCUGCUGCAAGGGAUGAUGUCAGAUGAUCUGUGUGAGUUCUGGACGCUGGCGGAACCUGCGGACUGAUGGCAGAACCUUCUGGAUGGUUCUGAUAAGAGAGACAAUAGAACCACCGAGUGAUCAGAGUUCUUUCAUCACAACUGAACCUCAGCUUGGUUGAUUCUUGCGCUUUAUGUCGGCCUGAGCUUUCCAUCGUGUCGCCUGGUCUCUGCAGCACAGUUCAGACGUUUUACUGAUGACCAACAGAAACAACAGAGUGACCAACUGACCAAUUGAUCCCCUGACUAAUCGAUCACAUGCUGAUAAACGGAGGCGUUUCUGUGACCUUGUCAAAUCCCGUGAAUGUUAGUCAAGUUAACAUAAUGGGUUAUACAGGUUAACUGAAGGUGUUACUCAGGUUUAAUUAAUGGCUUAAUGAAGUGUUUGGUUUGAAAUGUGACAGACGGGAGAAACGGCCAUUAAAGGACACUUGGAAGACCUCGACAUGGAGUCUGGAGUGUAACUGGAGCUUCAAACGUUGGGAUUCGACCCUUAAACAGGACACUGUUCCGCUUUUCUGUUUUCAUUAAAUGACAGAGUUCUUCA
Messenger RNA from Stegastes partitus (bicolor damselfish), 2784 nucleotides. RefSeq names its product endothelial zinc finger protein induced by tumor necrosis factor alpha-like. The coding region runs from base 214 to 2169 and encodes 651 amino acids. The transcript has 6 exons. Lineage: Eukaryota; Metazoa; Chordata; Actinopteri; Pomacentridae. The record is from RefSeq and is a predicted model, not a curated record.